GCCUCCUCUCCGGGCUUCUCUCUCCCCCUCGCCUCGGCUCUUCCCCGGGAAGCAUGGUGGCUAAGAGCAGGAAGCAGACCGGGAGGAGUCCGGCGACCCCGGCGGACCGCGACCGGAACCCGCUCGCCUCGCCGCCCCCCGGCAAGAGCUCCGGCAGGCGGCCGGGCAGGGAGGGCAAAGCGGGCGGCCACCCCACCGGGCUCUCCGGCAUCGGACUCACGCUGGGGCUGAGCCCGGCGGCGCUGGGUCGGCUCGGGAUCACCCUGCUCCUCGCUGCUCUGUCUGGGUUCCUGCACUGGCACCAUCUGUCUCAGCUGUUUGAGAAUGACAGACACUUCUCACACCUUUCUAACCUGGAGAAGGAGAUGGCCUUCAGGACUGAGAUGGGUUUGUACUAUUCCUAUUAUAAGACCAUCAUCGAGGCCCCCUCCUUCCUGGACGGCCUCCACCUGGUCAUGAACGAUCGGCUGACAGAGCACCCCCUGGUUAUCAACACACUGCAGAGAUUCAAUCUCUACCCAGAGGUGGUCCUGGCCAGCUGGUACCGCAUGUACACCGGGGUAAUGGGCUACUUUGGGAUUCCCACUAAGAUGUGCUGGUCCAUCAACAGAGGAGAAGGACUCACGCCUGUGGAUAGUUGUGAAGGAAUGGGCGAUCCGACGUACUUCUACGUGGCGUGUGUGUUCGUGCUGAACGGCCUGAUGAUGAGCCUCUUCUUCGUUUACGGCGCCUACCUCAGUGGCAGUCGGCUGGGCGGCGUUGUGACCACGGUGUGUUUCUUCUUCAAUCACGGCGAAAGCACUCGUGUGAUGUGGACUCCUCCGCUGAGGGAGAGUUUCGCUUACCCCUUCUUAGUCCUGCAGAUGCUUCUCCUCACCUACAUCCUACGGACACGGAACCUGAGCCGGGCGGCCCUGGUCGCUCUCGGCGUCUCCAACGUGUGCUUCAUGCUGCCCUGGCAGUUCGCCCAGUUCGUGCUGCUCACUCAGGUGGCUUCUCUGUUUGCCUCGUACAUCCUGGGCUACCUGGGUCCCACCAAGAUGCAGUCCAUCCUGGUCACUCACAUGAUCACACUCGGCGUCUGCUUCAUCCUGAUGUUCGGUAACUCCAUGCUGCUCACAUCCUUCUACGCCUCCUCACUCGUCUCCAUCUGGGCCAUCAUUGCACUGAGGGAUCAAUUUGCUAAGGUUUUCAAACCUGGCAUCAUCAUCUGGGUCAUGCAGGGUCUGGCGUGGGUCGGCUCCACCGUUCUGCUCAAAUUCAUGUUGUCCACAAUCCUCGGGGCCUCCGAUGAUGCUCACAUCAGUGGACUGAUCAAGUCUAAGUUCACCAGCUACAAGGACUUCCACACUCUGAUGUACACGUGUGCUGCAGAAUUCGACUUCAUGGAGUUGGAGACGCCUCUUCGUUACCUCAAGACGUUCCUGCUUCCCCUCAACAUGCUGGUGGUUGCUCUCAUCGCCGGGAGGACGUUCCAGGAGGUGGUCCGGUUCCUGAGGGGCGGGGGGGGCAAGGCGUCUGGCAAGAGCGACGAUGGUGACGAAGCUGCAGGGUCUGAAAUCGCUGCAAAAGGAGAGCUGGUGUACCACAGUCUGCAGCUGCUGGCGUUCGGCGUCCUGGCCGUCCUCAUCAUGCGUCUGAAGCUCUUCCUCACACCGCACAUGUGCAUCAUGGCCUCGCUCAUCUGCUCCAAACAGGUGUUCGGGUGGAUCGGGGAGCGGUUUAAGCACCAGGUGGUGGUGUUUGCUGUCAUGGCUGCCAUGGCCGUACAGGGAGUGGCCAACCUGCAGGCCCAGUGGGGGAUCAUCGGAGAGUUCAGCAACCUGCCGCAGGAGGAGCUGCUGGACUGGAUCCAGGACAACACCCGUCCUGAUUCCGUGUUUGCGGGAGCGAUGCCCACCAUGGCCAGUGUGAAGCUGUCCACAGGUCGUCCCAUCGUCAACCAUCCCCACUACGAAGACGCUGGUCUGAGGGAAAGAACCAAGCUGGUUUACUCCAUGUACAGCCGCAUGUCGGGAGAAACCGUGAAGAGCAAUCUGAUGCAGCUGGGAGUGGACUUCUUCGUCCUGGAGGAUUCUUGGUGCACCAGGAGAACCAGGCCUGGAUGCAGCAUGCCAGAGAUCUGGGACGUGGAGGAUACUGAAAACGUUGGUAAAGUUCCCCUCUGCACCCACAUCUCCAAGAACUCACGGCCCUACUUCACCACAGUCUUUUCCAAUGACAUUUACAAAGUUCUCAAAGUCCCCAAAGUCGCCAAAGAGCUCAGAUAACGCUGUCGGAUGAACUGAUCCAGCUCCAAACUUCUUCUUUCCACCUCUUCUACCCGUCGUUUUUUUUUUGUCAGUCACUGCCGUUGCUGCUUUUUACUUCCGAGAACUCAACCCCCCCCCACAGUUCACCUUUUAUCGGAGAGAGCUGUGAUUCACUGAGCGGUGGACUGAUAACACUAAAUCAUGAUUGACCUUCUGCUUCUCAGUAUUUGUUUCUGCUGCAGCUUUGUCAUCCAGAGACGUUCCCAUCAUGCUCCUGUUGGUGCCCAAGUAAAAGCCAACGGGUGGUAAAGCUCUUUUGAUUUAGUUCUGUUACACACGUUUAUUUUAAGAGAUGCUGUUCAAACAUCAUUGUUUUGUUUUGUCACUUAAAGCAACACUAUGUAACUCCAAUAUUCAGCAGGAAACUUAAAAAACAAGAUGAAUUCUAAGCAGAGUUUGGUGCCAACAUUCCUCUGGUUCAGGAAGCAGAGGAUCAUGGGUAAUAUCCACCCUUCGGUUUCUCUUCAUGAAAACCAAAUCAUCGCUCGGAACCAGAGCCCAACAGAGUCAGUCACCUCGUGUGGCUGCAGGUGGCGCUGUUGCUCAGUAGAAGUUACCUAGUGUUGCUUUAUGAAGGACCUCGUGUCUCGCAGGACCAAUCGAUGAUGUCCACAUACUGUGAAGCAAUACCCUUUGCAAACGCUUCUAUUGUUAUGCACAGUGUUAAACUCUGAAAAGAUUUUCAGUUUCCUUUCUAUAAUUUAUUUGUGUGAAUAUUUUUAUGCAAAUUUCAAAAUGUUGAGACCUUGUUUUUUCUUCCCACGCAAACAGUGUUUUAAGAGUCAAGUGAAACAGGUGAAAAUUCGAUUCAAGCUUUUUUUUUGUGCUCGUUACUCAAAGUUAAUUUCACUCAAGAACUUUUUUAGCAGAUGCUAAGUUCGUAAUUCAGUCAUAAACUGGCAUAAAGAGUUUUUAUGGCAAAACAUAAAGAAAAUCCAGUGGUUUUACGUUAACUCUGCCCUGUACCGAACUUUUGUAAAUACCCAAACAGCUGUUUUGUACAAUACUGAUGUUUGGCCUUUAAAAGGUUCUUUGUGUUUGUUGAAUUAUUGUUAAUUGCCAAAGGAAGUUUUGUUAUCGAUGGCGGGUAUUAUAUUCUGGGCACCGUAGCAGAUGAACGAUGUGCAUUUUGAGAACCAUCAGUGUGUGAGUUCUGUAAGAGCCAAUCCAAACUACUUAACUGUAGCAGUGACUUGAUGUAAAUGGUAGCAGUUGUUGUCUCCUUCGCUGGUUUGGACUCUGAUAAUGAUUCUUCAGUAUUUUAAGAGAAUAUGGCUUUGUUACAGUUUGACUAGAAGAUGAAUGCUACUCAUGCCUGUGUGUUGAAUAUGAAGCUACAGCCAGAAGGCUAUCAGCUUAGCUUAGCAUAAAGAUAGGCACUGGGGAAACAGUUUGCUUGGUGCUGUCCAAAGGUUUAAAAUUAAACCUCUAAUUCUCAUGAUUUACAUGUUCUAUCUCGUUUGUUUAAUCUGGUUUCACGCAAAUCAAAGUGUGAUCACUGAGAAGCAGAAAAAUACUUCAGAUUCAUUGUGGGUCCGAGGUUAUUGCCUUUUUCCUUUCUUUCAUGUGCUUGUAAUCAGGUUUGGAAAGAGAAUUUGGGCCCGAGCGGCACAGUAGUCAGAGUUUAGCUGUUUUCCUCUGCUGAGCUCACCACACACUGGCUGCAGCUUCAUGUUCAGUGACUUUAAUGAAGAUGAGAGAUGGACUCAAUCCCAUCAUUUUACUCUAAGCAAGAAAACAAAUGAGCAUAUCCAGAAUGUGUCCUUUGUGUGCCGUCUGAAGGUUUUAUCGUGUUAAGAAGAGGAUUUGAAAGUGUCCUUUACUCCCCCUCUAGGUCAAAUCAGUGUCUGCAUAGCUGCGUUUUGUAUUGAUGGUUUGUUAUAAUCAGACUCCCUGAACAAUUUUAAUUGCAGUCACUCAUCUGUAUUUGUUUUUUUUUCCUCUCAUGUGAACUGACUUUUUUUUGCCCUCAAAGCUUGGUGCCAUAUUUCAGAGGGAGAGUAGCAGAUGUGGAGCUUUACAGAACACAGGAUCUAUUUUAUAUCACAACUCCGUGAGGGCAAUGAGAUGUGUUCCUCGUUUUGGGAAAUAAAACUCAGUUGGACUAUAUCAGAGUUUAAUUUCUUUAAAAGGUCUUACGUACGAGUUUGUAACUGAUUGGAAUCAUUUCGGUACGACACUGUAUAGAUGGUUUUAUUGAUUAAGCAUCAUAAUGAGAUGAGAGAACAAAUGAAAUUAGUGAAACUAGACUUGAAAAACAAAACAAACCUUUAUUCACAUUUCAAAAAGAGCUUCUCAUUGAGCGGCUGAACAAACCAGAUCUGUUUCUUUGUGUAAAGCUCAUAUGAUGACUGAUGAUUUGACAAUGUAGAAGUGAUCGUGUGAGUCAAGUGCCCAUUGUUCAGGAGUGGGUCAGACUUCCAGAAACACUUUGACGUAAGUAGUUGAUUCCUGUUGUGUUUCAGAUGUCUUUUAUAAUAUUUGUCUAUUUUGUCUGUAUUUUAAAAAAAUAAAAUAUUUGCAUCAACA
Messenger RNA from Limanda limanda (common dab), 4841 nucleotides. It is a transcript of the gene dpy19l1l, whose product is annotated as dpy-19-like 1, like (H. sapiens). The coding region runs from base 54 to 2270 and encodes 738 amino acids. Gene Ontology annotation, molecular function: mannosyltransferase activity. The transcript has 22 exons. The record is from RefSeq and is a predicted model, not a curated record. Gene Ontology annotation, cellular component: nuclear inner membrane. Lineage: Eukaryota; Metazoa; Chordata; Actinopteri; Pleuronectiformes; Pleuronectidae.